Molecule: messenger RNA, 1681 nt
Organism: [Candida] anglica
Lineage: Eukaryota; Fungi; Ascomycota; Pichiomycetes; Serinales; Debaryomycetaceae
Source: the annotation of a GenBank genome assembly
ACCAUAUUCACACUAUAGUAUAACAAAUGGCAAAUUAUCGGAAUAAUAGUAACAAUAGUGGGAUCUGUCAGUUUUACCAAAAGGGUACGUGCAAAUACGGUCUGAGUUGUCGAUACAAGCACGUUGAUACAAAUGACAACACUCAAAACGACAGUAAUUCAAUUGCAAACUUCACCAAUCCUCUGACUUUGGGUCAAAAGGAAAAGGAAAUCAAAGAUGAUAUCGCGUCCUUUAAAAUUCUAGAGCAGAAGCCGGUCCUUUCUUCUUAUGGGCUCCAAUUCCCAGCAACUGCAAAUUUGAUUGCGGGUAGAGAUGUAUCUCUAGAAGAACUUCGAUUACAAUACCUUGAGGCUCAAGCCCUGGGAACCAUGCAAGCUUAUGAGACACAAAUGGCUGCUAGAACUAAAGAUAUGGAGUAUUGUGUUGGGGAAAUUCGUAAUAGAGAACUGUUGGCCGCAAGAUAUCUGCAAGUCAGUGCUACCAAGACUCCAGCUAAACCUUUUAUCCCAAAAACAUUGGAAGAAAAUUUACAACAAUUCUCACAACCAAGUGCUUUUGGUGGACAAGGAUUUGGAAAUAAUGGUGGCUCAGUGUUUGGAAAUUCCCAACCUAGUUCUGCAUUUGGUAAACCAUCUACUUCGGGAUUUGGUGCUGCAGGUUUUGGUGCAAGUGCAAGUGCUGGUAAUAAACCAUCAGCGUUUGGCAGUUCUGCAUUUGGUUCCUCCGGGUUUGGCUCUGCAUCCACUACUACAACCCCUACUACUAAUCCGUUUGGUGGUUCAUCUACUACACCAGCGUCUAAUCCAUUUGGUGGCUCUUCAUCUGCCUUUGGAUCUGCUGGAUUUGGAGCACUGCUGGCAAAACCUGAUACUACAAAUUCUACAUCUGCAUUUGGUUCGACUGGAUUCGGCCAACUGUCCACAAACCAAGCUGGGUCGUCAGCGUUUGGCAAUUCAGGGUUUGGCUCUACAGCCACCAAAUCUGCAUUUGGAUCAAGUUCAUUUGGUAAUGCAACCACUUCAAGUACUGCUUCCAAUCCAUUCGGUAGUACAACUGCUUCUCUGGGUGGGUUUGGAUCACUGGGAUUUGGAAAUGUAUCGAAACCCGCACCCUUUGGUGCUUCACAACCACUGCCAUUUGGUACUGCAACUACUUCUAACCCCCUGCCAUUCGGAACUACUGCGUCUUCAACCACAAACCCUAUAAAUCCACUGCCAUUUGGAGCUACAUCUGCACUGCCGUUCGGUGCGGUAGAUUCUACAAAACCCCUGCCAUUCGGUAAUGCAGCAGCAACAAAUUCAACUGCCCUGCCCUUCGGUAAUGCAGCAGCAACAAAUACCACUGCCCUGCCAUUUGGGAAAGCCGCAGCAACAAAAACGACCGCUCUGCCCUUUGGCAAUGCCAAUACAUUCAACUCGUCUUCUUCUGCAUCAGCCAGUCCACAACCAUUUGGAAUGUCAAAUGGCACAUCUGUGCCGUCUACAGGGGGGGCUAAAGAAGAUCUGGCUGCAGCCACUACAUACACUGAGAUAGACCUUUCUACGCUUAAAGCCGAAAUUUCCCAAGCAUUCAAUGCACCUGAAUUUCAAGUGGGACAUAUCCCAGAUAUCCCUCCACCUCGAUCUUUAUGUGCUUAAAUUGGGUAUGUUUCUACGUGGAACUUGUAUUAUAUAGACACCAU